Messenger RNA from Melitaea cinxia (Glanville fritillary), 866 nucleotides. RefSeq names its product mediator of RNA polymerase II transcription subunit 19 (gene MED19). The transcript is spliced from 3 exons. Gene Ontology annotation, cellular component: mediator complex. Lineage: Eukaryota; Metazoa; Arthropoda; Insecta; Lepidoptera; Nymphalidae. Bases 133 to 843 code for a protein of 236 amino acids. Gene Ontology annotation, molecular function: transcription coregulator activity; transcription factor binding. The record is from RefSeq and is a predicted model, not a curated record. Gene Ontology annotation, biological process: positive regulation of transcription by RNA polymerase II.
AACGCCAACGAUUUACUAGUAUCUGUGAUCAGAAGAUUUCGAAAGGAACGGGAGCCUUCGUUUUAGUUUUUAUAGUUUUGUUUAAGAAAAUUUCUUUUUUAUGUUCCUUUUUAUAGACAAUGCAUAUGCAAGAUGAUGUCUGAUCAGUUUAGAAAGGUAGAGCCUUAUUCACCGAAGUCCUCGCCUCGAGGAGCGAGGUCGCCAGUAGUUUCUCGUCAAGAUUCUUCUGGGACCCUCAAAACCACUAUUUCACUGGGCAAGAACCCGUCAAUAGUGCAUAGUGGGCCUUUCUAUUUGAUGAAAGAACCUCCGGGAGAAUGUGAACUCACAGGAGCUACAAAUUUAAUGGCCUAUUAUGGACUAGAACACUCGUAUAGUAAAUUUAAUGGAAAGAAACUUAAGGAAUCACUGUCGUCAUUCCUCCCAAACCUGCCUGGUAUCGUCGACGGUCCAGGACAGGAAGACAACAGUACACUAGGCUCAGUAAUAGCUAAGCGACCAAUAGGGGGUAAGGAACUCUUGCCGUUGACAAGUGCACAGUUAGCAGGCUUCAGAUUGCACCCCGGACCCUUACCAGAACAGUAUCGCUAUGUGAGUGCCACUCCACCGAAGCGACACAAGAGUAAGCAUAAAAAGCACAAGCAUAAAGACGGAGCACCUCCUGGACAGGACACACCAUUACAAGAUUCAAACCCAGACACAUAUGAGAAAAAACACAAAAAGCAGAAACGGCACGACGACGAUAAAGAGCGUAAGAAGAGAAAAAAGGAGAAGAAAAGAAAAAAACAGAAGCAUAGUCCAGAGCACGGCGGCCUCACACCCAACCAGCAUCCUGUGCCCUAGACUAGAUUAAAAAUAGUUAUUUA